CCCAAAGGUCUGCUCAUGAACUUCCAAUGGUUGAAAGACAAGACAUUGAUAGCUGCCUUGUUUAUGGAGGACAACAGAUGAUCUUGACUGGCCAAAAUUUCACAGCAGAGUCCAAGGUGGUGUUCACAGAAAAAACAUCAGAUGGGCAGCAGAUCUGGGAAAUGGAGGCAACAGUGGACAAAGAUAAGAGCCAGCCUAGUAUGCUUUUUGUAGAGAUACCAGAGUACCGUAACAAGCACAUUCGCACAGCUGUGAAGGUGAAUUUCUAUGUCAUCAAUGGGAAAAGAAAAAGAAGCCAACCCCAGCAUUUUACCUAUCAUCCAGUACCAUCAAUCAAAACAGAGCCCAUUGAUGACUAUGAUCCAGCCUUAAUCUGCAAUACAGUACACAGUGGUCUGGGAACAGUAACACAGCCUUACUAUUCACAGCAUACAAUGAUCACUGAAUCCCCUUCCUGUCUUGUGGCCACUAUGGCUCCUUGCCAGCAGUUGCGCUCGGGCCUUUCUUCUCCUGAUUCUCGAUACCAUCAGCAGAAUCCAGCCGCUGUAAUAUACCAAAGAAGCAAGAGCCUCAGUCCGAGCCAGCUGGGCUACCAGCAAUCCAACCUGAUGGCUACACCAGUUGCUAUUUCAGAUGCCCAUAGGUCAGUACUGGUGCAUGCUGGUUCUCCAGGCCAAACUUCAGCGGUGCUCCACCACUCUCCAGGCAACCAGCAGUCUUCUCCAGUGAUUCACUAUUCUCCAACCAACCAGCAGCUGAGGUGUGGAAGUCACCAAGAAUUUCAGCACAUUAUGUGCUGUGAAAAUUUUGUGUCCAAUGUUGCAAGGUCCAGCCAGCCCCAGGUCAGUCAAGCUCAAAGGUUAAGUCCCAGUUCAUAUCCUACCGUGAUUCAGCAGCAAACAGCCUCAGGCCAGCGAGCAGCAAAAAAUGGACCACCAGUUAGUGACCAGAAAGAAGUCUUACCAGCUGGAGUCACUAUUAAACAGGAACAGAAUCUGGACCAAGCAUAUCUGGAUGAUG
Messenger RNA from Merops nubicus (carmine bee-eater), 1020 nucleotides. RefSeq names its product nuclear factor of activated T-cells, cytoplasmic 2-like. The annotation marks the transcript as partial. The record is from RefSeq and is a predicted model, not a curated record. Gene Ontology annotation, molecular function: RNA polymerase II cis-regulatory region sequence-specific DNA binding; DNA-binding transcription factor activity, RNA polymerase II-specific; transcription factor binding. Gene Ontology annotation, cellular component: transcription regulator complex. Gene Ontology annotation, biological process: calcineurin-NFAT signaling cascade; cytokine production; regulation of transcription by RNA polymerase II. The transcript has 4 exons. Lineage: Eukaryota; Metazoa; Chordata; Aves; Coraciiformes; Meropidae.